This is a messenger RNA of Hydractinia symbiolongicarpus, 936 nucleotides long. RefSeq names its product V(D)J recombination-activating protein 1-like. Gene Ontology annotation, biological process: ubiquitin-dependent protein catabolic process; protein polyubiquitination. Lineage: Eukaryota; Metazoa; Cnidaria; Hydrozoa; Anthoathecata; Hydractiniidae. Gene Ontology annotation, molecular function: ubiquitin protein ligase activity. The transcript has a single exon. The record is from RefSeq and is a predicted model, not a curated record. The coding region runs from base 1 to 936 and encodes 311 amino acids.
AUGGCUACUGGGGAUUUACACCUAGCUCGGUUGAACAAGCUGUGUCGAAUAUGUGGAAACACUCUGCCUGGACGAUCACAUAUUGUCCAAGAGCACAUAAAGAACUUGGACAGUAUUUUCAGAGCUGAUUUUUAUUCUGAUCGGGCAGGCAUUCACCCAAAAAAAUUCUGUCACUCGUGCUUUGCUACAAUAAGUAAUGUCCUAAAACGUGACUCAGCUACCGCUAUUGUGCCUGUUAAAUGGUAUACACAUAAAGACACCGAGUGCAAAACAUGCAUAUUAAGUGCACAAAAAAAGAGAGGUGGCAAACCUAUGAAAAGAAGGGGCGGUGGUAACCCAACACACAAAGCUGUGGAUUCCGCAGAAAAAACUUGGACACCCCUAGAACUUAAUAAAAUUUACAGAAAAACCUCUGAACUUUUUGACUAUAGUGGAAACGUUCUCUCAGACAUAAAUAUCAGUGAAGGCAACUGGGAACAUCUGAUUUGUGCUUUGUGUAGCAAUAUUUUAAAAAGGCCAUUAAUGAUAAACCAAUGUAACCACGUGUUUUGUGCCUUGUGUUUAACAAAUUGGUUGGAAAAUUCAAAUAGAUGUCCCACCUGCAGCAUCCCAACAACACCCGGGGAUGUCUCGCCUGGUUUGUGCAUUUCCAGGAUUUUAAACACACGAGUUGUCAAGGGAACAUGUGGUUGUUCAUUUAAACUGCUGUCUGCACAAUCGCACACAUGCUCUCCAGCAUUGUCAUUUACAACACUAGAGAUGAUGCAGUUGAGCCCUUCCAAGCCUGUACCGAAAAAGGUAGAAGAAUGCAUUGCUCAUGUGGUUGGAAUAAAAAUGCAGCAGUCAAACUUGCCGAAUAAAACUGUCCAAUUGCCCAGUGGAAGUUCACAAGUAAGAUUACUUAUGUAUGGAGUGGACUCAGUAAAAGUGAUUUGA